AUGGAUCUCUUCUCCUUCACCCUGACUCUCCUGGUUCUCCUGCCCCCAGCCUGGGGCUUUGACCUGGGCCAGUCGACCCGCUGCGUGCCCAUCCCCCACCAGAUGAGUGUGUGCCAGGACGUGGGCUAUUCGGAGAUGAGGCUGCCUAACUUGCUGGGGCACAGCAGCCUGGAGGGCGAGGUGGUUCCCCGUUCGGAGGACUGGAGACCCCUGCUGCAGACCGGCUGCCAUCCCCAGGCCCAGGCCUUCCUCUGCUCCCUCAUCGCCCCUGUUUGCCUCGACGCGUUUAUCCAGCCGUGCCGUAGCCUGUGUGUGGCCGUCAGGGACAACUGUGCCCCAGUACUGGCCUGUCAGGGCCAUGUCUGGCCAGAGGCGCUGGACUGUGACCGCUUCCCUACCCAGGAGGACAUGUGCCUGACCCCCCACCCCAAACACAGCAACAGCCACCUCGCCAAAGCAUUGCCUAAGCCUGCAUGCCAAGCAUGUCCUUCCGUGGAGGAGCACCCUUCACUGAAGACAGUUCUGGACGCCCUGUGCCAGGAUGAUUUUGCUGUAACAGCCAAGCUGUCUCGCCGGCGCCUGCCCUCAGGGGAGCCAGAGUUUGAGGUGGAGGGCCGGGUAGAGUUUAUCCGCCAGGGCCCCCUGCUUCCCUACGACACCCAGCACCUCCUCCAGCAAUGGCUGCUCAUCAACCUGCCCUGUGCCAACGUACUGGUCCGGCCCGGCCGCGCCCAGCUCUACCUGCUGACUGGCGCCGUGCAGCCCGAUGGCACCCUGGCCCUCACCCGCCUCUUCCCCUGGCACAAGAAGAACAACAGCAUCACAAUAGCUACGCGCAAGUGGAAGCACCACAAGUGUUGA
Messenger RNA from Coregonus clupeaformis (lake whitefish), 861 nucleotides. Its product is annotated as secreted frizzled-related protein 5-like. The transcript has 3 exons. Lineage: Eukaryota; Metazoa; Chordata; Actinopteri; Salmoniformes; Salmonidae. The coding region runs from base 1 to 861 and encodes 286 amino acids. Gene Ontology annotation, biological process: non-canonical Wnt signaling pathway; negative regulation of canonical Wnt signaling pathway; canonical Wnt signaling pathway. Gene Ontology annotation, molecular function: Wnt-protein binding. The record is from RefSeq and is a predicted model, not a curated record.